Hemisphaericaspora subhashii is the source of this 2106-nucleotide messenger RNA. RefSeq names its product Dur3p (gene DUR3). Gene Ontology annotation, molecular function: putrescine transmembrane transporter activity; urea transmembrane transporter activity; spermidine transmembrane transporter activity. Gene Ontology annotation, cellular component: plasma membrane. Lineage: Eukaryota; Fungi; Ascomycota; Pichiomycetes; Serinales; Debaryomycetaceae. The record is from RefSeq and is a predicted model, not a curated record. The coding region runs from base 1 to 2106 and encodes 701 amino acids. The transcript has a single exon. Gene Ontology annotation, biological process: urea transmembrane transport; putrescine transport; spermidine transport.
AUGUCUGAAGUUGCUAGUUAUCCAUUACCACAAAGUGCAGGUUACGCAGUUGUGGUGGGUUUAGGUUUCGUAUUUGCGGCCGGUAUGAUGUUAACCACAUACAUUUUAAAACGAUACAACGGAGAAAGAAUGACUUCUGAAGAGUUCUCCACUGCUGGUAGAUCAGUGAAAACUGGUUUAAUUAGUUCUGCAGUUGUUUCAUCUUGGACAUGGGCGGCGACGUUAUUGACUUCAACAACUCAGGUUUACAAUAAUGGUGUUUCAGGUGGGUUCUUUUAUGCUGCUGGUGCAACCUGUCAAAUUACCUUGUUUGCUUGUUUGGCUAUCAAAGGAAGAGAAAGAGCUCCAGCUGCUCAUACUUAUCUUGAAAUUAUUAGAGGAAGAUAUGGAUCAAAAACUCAUAUCAUCUAUAUCAUAUGGGGUUUCGCUACUAAUAUUUUAGUCACUUCCAUGUUAUUAACAGGUGGAUCUGCUGUGGUUAGAGAUUUAACUGGUAUGAAUCCAAUUGCAUCUUGUUUGUUAUUACCAUUAGGUGUUGUCGUCUAUACCCUUUUCGGUGGGAUCAAGGCAACUAUCUUAACUGAUUAUGCUCAUACUGUUGUCAUGGUCUGCAUUAUUAUUGCAUUUGCUUUCACCACUUGGGCUACUUCUGACAGAUUAGGAUCCCCAGGUGCUGUUUGGGAAAUUGUUACUAAAUUAGCUGAAACUCAACCAAGAGAAGGUAAUGCUGGUGGAUCUUACUUUACCAUGCAUUCUAAAUCUGGUAUUAUGUUCUUUGUGAUUAAUAUUGUUGGUAAUUUCGGUACCGUCUUUUUAGACAAUGGUUAUUUCAACAAAGCUUUCGCAGCUAACCCAGCUUCUACCUAUCGUGGAUACAUCUUAGGCUCAUUAGCUUGGCUUCCAAUCCCAGCCUUCUGUUCCCUUACUAUGGGUCUUGCUGCUUUGGCUUUAGAACAAACUGAAUACUGGCCAUUAGGUAGAAGAAUGACUGCUGCUGAAGUUAGUGCUGGUUUAGUUUUACCAAAUGCUGCCUCUGCUUUAUUAGGUCAAACUGGUGCGGUUUUAUCACUUUUAAUGGUGUUUAUGGCUGUUACUUCUGCCAUGUCUGCUGAAUUGAUUGCGGUUUCAACUAUCUGUACUUAUGAUAUUUACAGAACUUACGUAAACCCACAAGCUACUGGUAAGAAGUUGAUUUGGAUUUCACAUUUGUCAGUUGUUAUUUUUGCUUAUACCAUGGCUGCCUUUUCUAUUGGUCUCUACUAUGCUCAAGUUUCCUUGGGUUACUUGUAUGAAUUAAUGGGUAUUAUAAUUGGUGGUGCUGUGUUGUCUUCUGCACUUACUUUAUUAUACAAACACCAAAAUUGGCAUGCUGCUACAUUCACUCCUCCAAUUUCAACAACUUUUGCUAUUAUUGCCUGGUUGGUUUGUACUAAGGUUAAAUUCGGUUCCAUUAGUUAUGACAAUACAUUCCAAGACGAAGCUAUGUUGACUGGUAACUGUGUGGCCUUAUUAUCUCCAUUUAUUUUAAUUCCUACUUUUAUUUUCAUCUUCAAGAAACAAAACUUCGAUUGGGAAAUCUUGAAACAAAAGAUCAGUAAAGUUGAUGAUGAUUUGGAAGAAGACCAACCAAGUUCUGACAAUGAAAUUACUGACAAGGUGAAAUCUGAUGUUUUUGUUGCUUCAAAAGAAGUUGAUAUGGCUGCAUACGAAGAAGAACAAAAAAUUCUUCAUAAUGCUUUCUUUAAAUGUUGUAUCAUUUGUAUUACAUUGACGGUUUGUCUUUUGGUUCUUUGGCCAAUGCCAAUGUAUGGUACCAGAUAUAUUUUCAGUAAGGAAUUCUUUACUGGUUGGGUUGCUGUAUUCUUCAUUUGGAUCUUUUACACUGUUUUCCAAGUUAUCUUGUUCCCACUUUGGGAAAGUAGAGAAAGUCUUGCAAGCACUUCGAAGCAAAUCUUUUGGGAAUUGACUGGACAAAAGGAAAAAUUACAAGCUUAUCAAGCUGCUCGUUUUGGAAAAUUGAAGAAGGAAGAGGCUGAUGUUUUGGAAGGUAUGGAAGUUGAUGAAGAAGUUGCUUCUACUGGUAAGAACUCUUCUCUGAAAGUUUAG